Messenger RNA from Symbiodinium necroappetens, 4068 nucleotides. The record is from the annotation of a GenBank genome assembly. Lineage: Eukaryota; Dinophyceae; Suessiales; Symbiodiniaceae.
AUGGAAGUCGGUCCGGGACAGCGCUCAAGAUCGGGGCCGCUCUGCAAAACGAGUUUGCUCAGGUCCUGGCGCGCUUCGAGGAGGCGGUCGGGGAGGUGUACCGAUGCCAGCCGGCAGGUUCCUAGUGCUUCGCUUCUGACGACGACCUGUGGUCGAAUCGCAAGGCUUUCGGCUGCCGUUCCCAAGAAGCAGGUGACCGAAGACCCAGUGGCGGUGGAAGCCAAGAGGUCUCAGAUUCCCAAAAGCUGCUGUCGAUCUCUGGCAUGCUUGUCACAGUCGAGGCCUCCCCCUCCGGCGCUCACAUCGAUCAGAGGUAGAGGCCGGCUAGCACAAGAAGGUCCCGACGGCCAGCGGCGGUGGAAGUCUGAUGCCCUGGCUUCUGCUUCUGCAGCUCGCCGAGGAUCGCGGAGCCACUCCUGCUUGGAGGACAUGCUCUGCAAGGUGCGAUUCCUACUGCGUGAACUUCUUGCCCACGCAGGAUUCGCGGCGGUGUGCCGCGGGGGCAGGGAUGUUGCGAAGAGCCGCCUUGCUGAAAGCUGCAAGCCGACAGCUCCCAGCACUGGAAGUUCAUCGCUGGAACCGGUGGGAUUCGGUAGGUCUGAAGACGAGGAGCGCUCACGCUCUGGCCCCAACUCCGGCCAGUCGCAGGAUCCAGCGGGGGACCGGGUCUCCGGGCAAGUGUGCGUCACGGUCCGGAUGCUGUCACGCCUCAAAGGUGUGCAGCACCUGAAGGCACCCGCAUUCUCACAGAACCGAAUGUUGAGCUGCGAUGGUCUGAAUUGGGGCCGGGGCAGGGAUGGGAAUCCGGAAGCUAAGUGUUUGAGCGUCACGGCACCGAUUGCCUCGGUUCUGCUGAGGUUUGCGGACCGACUCGACAUCGUGAAUAUCGCAGCAAGAAGGUCACGCAGACGGACAGAGAGACAGACAGGCCCGCUAGCCAACCAGCCGGGUGCUUACAUGUCGGACAAGCAAGCAUUCCACUAUGCAACUUUGCUUCUAGACUCUGCGUGUCGAGCUGACCAACUCGCCCUCGAGUCCGGAAGUUUGUCGAGAGCAGCGCAGCAUGGCAAGUUCCUGCAUGCAGCGGCGAUUUUGCCAGGUGUUGGCACGGUCGCUCAGAUUUCCCGUUCCCGUUCCAAGCAUCGCUGUGGCAACUUCGCUGGCCGUGUGACUCCGUGUGACCUUGCGUGCGUGCCAACGGUGAGCAUCCAUGUCAUGGCGAUGCUGCUGUGGUUCUGGCUCCUUGAGCAGCCGAGCCAUGGCGAGCAUAAGUCUGCUGAAGAUGUGCCACCAAUCGGCAGCAGCAGUGGCGUCACGUUGCCUUGUACCUGGAACUGGCCAGUGCUGGGCGUCGAGACCGGUGCGGAGUGCAUCAGCAGGCUUCAGUCGGAGGAGCCGUCCAGCAACAAUGCUGCCCAGCAGUUGGCAAGCAUGUACACGCAGCAUGAGAUGUCGCUCGGCGCAGUGAGUGUGUCGAAGAGUACCACGUUGCAGGAUGUUCUUGCAAACAUGAAGCAGAUGAUCCAGAACUUUAUGAGGAAUGCUGGCUUCAUCAACGCUGUCUCCUGCAUCCUGACGUGGAGUCCUGCUCGAAACCGCCAGCCAAGCAAGUCGCAUGGAAGCAGCACCAGCACAAUGGAGGCCACUGGUGCCUCUUCGGCAUCCGGGCUCUCGUGGCAGUGCACGUUCCAUUCGGGCUUGCUUGGAGACGUUGAGCUCUUUGGCACUGCCGCCCCGCCCUGUGAGUUUUGCGACAAGAGAGCCCUUGCAAUCCUGGCAGCUCCGUUGCAGCAAACAGCAACUGCGAGGACGAGGACUGGGAGCAAAGAGGGGGCCACCACUCUAAUCCCCGCCGUUGAGCGCUCUGUCCCAGUGAAGUCAGUCAAGUCCAUUCCGAAGCAGCACGAGCAGCGAACCCAGUACUGGAACUGGUGCGACAAAGAAGAGGCCCUGGCUCCUUCCGGAGACCAGAGAGCUCCGGCACAGCCACUGGCACAGCCGGUGAGACUGGGCCAGCUGACAGCCAUCGCUCUAGGGACCUCGAUCCGUGCUGAGAGUGCAGAGAAGGUCACCGAUGGAUUGUCGCACUGCCAGCUCCUCCCCGAGCUUCGUCAGCCAAACACGAUUUUCCUUAUGCUGGACCAGAAGGAGGGGCUCCCAAUCAUGUUCCGAGUGCUCGAUCAGAUAUUCCUGCCCACUGUGAGCCACGCGGCAAUUGAAAAGGCAGCAUAUGUUGUCAGACUGGCCAGAUCUGCCCGCAAGCAGAUCCUCGAUUGCUUGCAACACCUGGCCAUGUCGUCCAAGAGGCUGACACUGACAAGACAGAACAAAGUCUUCCCGUCCUGCGGGGAGGCUGAGGGCGGUUCCGGGAAGAGUUGGGACCACGGGCUUUCGAAGCCCUUGAAAGUCACACCGGGGCAGCAGCUCCGGGCUCCAUCUCAGAUCACAGGUUCACUUCCUUUCCUAAGGGAGCAGGCAUCGCUGAGGGACUUGGGAGAGCAGGUGAAGUGCUCGAUUCGGAAAGCCACAUCAAGCCUGCAGUCUUUCAUUUGGAUGGUGGAGAUUCAGAUCCGCAGGACCGCGUCCAGUGUUCCGAGCCGCGGCCCGUGUCCAGUGCAGUCCUUGUUGCGAGCUCUGCGAAGACCUGUGGAUGCUGUCCAGGGCGGCUUAGGCUCAGACGCCCUGCAAUCGGAUGAGGCCCAUAUCGCCGUAUGGGUUCCUCCGAGACUCUCCUGUCCCUCUGGUGCAGCUGCAAGGUCUUCGAAGCAAGGGAGGCUCUUGCCACACGACAAAGUCGGCGGAAUGUAUGGCAAGGUGCCUGUCAUGCAACGUGCUCUCGUUUGUGCGCCUGUGGUGGAAGCAUGGCUGAAUAUGGAGCUCGGCUUGCCAAGAUCUUGCAGCACGUUCCUGCUCCAGGCAGGUCCCGUGGACGUAGAUCCUGAUGGGGCAAUCAUCCCAGUGCCAGAUGACUCUGUGCAGGUGCCGAUUUUGGGUGAGGGUGGAAGCUCUGCCGUGAACGGAGCAGCCUCGCUUACCUGUCCAAAGGCCCUUAGCCAGUUCGGGUGUGCCGGUUCUUCCAUUCCAGCAGGUGUUGUCUUGGCACCUGCCCCCGCCCCCAGCCAGCGUGGUCUGUUCCCCUUGCUUUGCAUUGCCUUUGAGAUGUGUGCCAACCGCCUUCUUUCCUGGGCCGCGCCCACUGUGCCGGACUGCUCUGUCCAAACGCCUGUUACCACCUGCAGUGCCGGACCAUUCGACGGCAUGCGCAAAUGUCGACACCGCCCUGACUUGGAACACGAGUGCCAUGUGUGCCUCACCUCAUAUUGUCUUGCACGCUCGUGCUCCGUGGCUGGCUGCGGCUGGUGCCGUGCGGAGCUGCAGGCAGCGGCAGCAGGCCAGAGCUGUCGCGGCUGCUGCAUGCAUCUGACCAAGUGUGGUUAUGGUCGAGUCGGGCAGCUUCAGCUUAGCCAGUGCCGGUUGCAUGGGUCUGCGCUGACUUAUUGCGAUGGCCAGGAUAAGACCUUGAGGACCGACAGCGCUCUGCUUCCGGCCAUCUCGUCGGCCUUCACGGUGGGCAUUGCCGUUAUUGCGGAUGCAUGCCACGUCCAGGAAUCAUUUGGCAACCAGGCGGCCGCGCAGACGGCGCCUGACGCCCCAGCUACCCUGCAGCGCUGUGGCUGUGGCUGUGGCUGCUUCCGGAUAUGCUCCGACUGUCCACUGCGAGUGGAUCCCAAGUUGCUGCAAACUUCCGAAGGUCCUCGUUUCAUUGCGCUUCUUCCUUCGAAAGGCGCAAUGACGAGGCCUGGAUCGAAGGCAGGCGCCAGUGUCCUGCCGCUCGGAAGCUUUGGACCGGCUUUGGUGCAAGACCUGGACGACCUGGACCUGACUUUGCAAAGCUUCCUGCCUGGAAUCCACCUUGCCAAAUUCCGUAAGCUAGAGCACGGAUGGCAUUUCUGCCACUUCCUCCAGCUCCACGCACGCAUCAAGCAGAUCUUGCAAGAGCCGUGCCUGUUGCAGAAUCUGCAAGCUCCCGCCGCCCUGCCAGACCCCAGCCCGGCACCUUCGAAAUGA